AGUUCACAUACCAAUCAAUAUAAGCCUUUGAUAAUCAUUAUGGAUCAAUAGUUAUAAGUUAGUGUCAGUUUGACAUAAUAUAUAAUUAUACAUCAUUUCAAGAACAUGCAUAGCUGAUGUUUAUAUAAAAAGAACACCAUGGAGUUGAGAACAUAUCACGUGUACAUAAUUACUGUCAUAAUAUGCAUGAUUUUGAUUAGAACAGUAACUUGUUAUACAGUCGACCUAUCAUUUAAUUCCUACAACUGUGAUGAAUAUGCAAGAAGAAUACCAUUGGAUAAAGAAUACAGUUUAACUUGGUUAGGAAAAACUGAUCCCAAAAUAUGUACUUUUAACUUCACUGGUGGCGAUAACGGAGAAAUAUUCUCAAAUUUUAAAGUUUGUUUUGAGACUGAACAAUAUGACUUACCAACAUAUGAUGUAGAAUUAGUCGUUUCCAAUGGUACCGAUCGAUGGGUUUACGAUAGUUCAGAUCCAAGCAUUGAAAGCAAAUGUAUUAACAAAGCUAAGGAUAUGAUGUUUAAGCUUGUCAUAUUAAAGAAUUAUCAGGAGUCGACGUGGAAUCUGAAAUUGAAAAUAACAUCACAAACAUUUGUAGACCCAAAAGUUGCAGAAAUUUUGGACCAAAUAAUAAGUGUUAUUGAAGAUAUUGUUCCACUGGCAAUUGGUGUGGUUGUUGUGUUCUGUAUACUCAGCAAUAAACGUGCACGGCAGCAAUGUUGUUCUGUUAUAACAAGUGUUAUAGACAAAAUUACGGGAAGCAAUUCAAGGCGGAGACGUGACCCAGAAGUAAGGAGAAACUCAGAACAUUCUGUUUGUUUACAUGUAGAAGAACCACAACAAAGUUAUAACGCAAGCGAGACAGUAAGUUUACAAAACAUUCCUUUAGAGCCAGAUGGGUCAGCUAUACCUCAGUCAGACAGUACUUUACCUGAUGCACCACCGCCUAGUUACGAUGAAGUUGUCAAAAAUCCAAAUAAUGACAUUAGAUAAUAAAACCUCUGUAAACCGUUGAUAUUCUGUACAUAUAUUACAAAUUAUACUUUAAAGUCACCAGUAAAACCUUUUCCCUACAGAAUAAGCUAUGGUCUACCUUAAAGAAGUCACCGACCCCAGUUCUUAAUUAACCCACAAAAACUUAGAAACGAAUUUGCUGAAAAUUUAAUUUGAAAACAGGAAUUUAUGUCUUAUACAUGAUAAGUGAAAUCUGCAGCAUGUUAAUUCCACUGUAGCUAUUUUACGUGUUCAGUGGUGAUUCGAUUUUUGACGUUUUGUUUUACAGUAACUUUGAUGUGACGGUGCGUGUCCCUUGUCAAAAAUUAAUUUACCAACCAGUAUUAAAUCUACCAGCUUAAUUCAGAUGAACAUAUGAAUAUUCAACGUAAGGUUUCAAAUACUUUUUUUUUAAGUAUAAGAUAUUGGGUGAUCAAUAAUCUGAUAAUAGUUUGAUGUUACUAAGGGCUGUUCCAAAAACAACUAUACCCCCCCCCCCACCCCCCCCCCCCCCCAACCAUGGAAAUGGAAAUGACCAGAACCCAUAUAAUCAAGAAAAAAAACCAUCCAUAUAUAUAUAUAUAUAUAUAUAUAUAUAUAUAUAUAUAUAUAUUAUUUUCUUGUUACAAUUUGCAUAUAUCAGUAGACAUGUGAACCCACCAUCUACAUAUUACACUUUUUUCCAACACACCUCCGUCGUUCAUUUACUUUCAAAUACGACAACCCACAUUACAAACAUUGCCUUCCUGGGAGGGGGCACAUUAUUUUCUGGAACAGCUUUAAGAUCUGUGAACUGUGUAACAAUAGAAAUACAACCCCUACAUUUUUGUUUGGGGACCAGCUAAAGCCCCCCUCAGGGUGCGGGAUUUUCUCGCUGUGUUGAAGACCCAUUGGUGGCCUUACGCUAUUUUCUGCUCUUUGGUCGAGUUGUUGCCUCUUUGACACAUUCCCCGUUUCCAUUCUCAAUUUGAUGUAUUUUCCUUUUGAUAAAACAAUUUGAACCCACAGAUUUUUUUAUUCUACCAAUCGUUCUAAGAUUUUGAAGACUUCUGACAUCACUACAAAGCAUUUCUAUCGACACUCAGUAUAAUCAAUCAAAAUAUCGUUUAUCAAAAUCAAUAGAUAUAGAAUACUUCUAUAUAAUUCCAGUCUAAUAUUCUAUAAGCAUUAUAUUUGCUCAUCAUUGUGGAAAAAAUACAAAAACUAUGAAAUCAAUAUUUUAGUAUGUUGAAUUGUUCCAUGCAAUAAACUUAUUUAAAAUAAAGAAGUCGUUCCUUU
This is a messenger RNA of Mytilus californianus (California mussel), 2271 nucleotides long. RefSeq lists its product as uncharacterized. NCBI's taxonomy places the organism in Eukaryota, Metazoa, Mollusca, Bivalvia, Mytilida, Mytilidae. The coding region runs from base 139 to 993 and encodes 284 amino acids. The record is from RefSeq and is a predicted model, not a curated record. The transcript has 6 exons.